Messenger RNA from Dothidotthia symphoricarpi CBS 119687, 912 nucleotides. RefSeq lists its product as uncharacterized. Lineage: Eukaryota; Fungi; Ascomycota; Dothideomycetes; Pleosporales; Dothidotthiaceae. The record is from RefSeq and is a predicted model, not a curated record. The transcript has a single exon. The coding region runs from base 1 to 912 and encodes 303 amino acids.
AUGCCGCCCCGGUUGCCCGCCGUCCACGUCCGCGUCCCUGUCGGCGUCGGCUGUGUCUGCAGCCGCGCCUUCUCGUCGACGCCCGCCGCCCGCGCCCUCGGGCCCCAGUCGCCAAACUACAUCGACGUGCCCAAGCCGCUGCAGCCCACGUUCCCCCUCGCGCCCCGCGUCAAGGGCCACCUGCCCGUCCCGCGCGACGUCUUCAAGACGCGCAACCCGCUGCCCAAGCACUCGCCCGCCUUCCUCGACAAGACGGCCCGCAGCCCCAAGGCCCUGAAGACGCCGGGCCCCCACAGCCGCGAUGCCGACUACCGCCUCUACAAGCAGCGCCUGGCCGACGCCCGCAGACAGGCCCUGCAGGCGGGUGUCGACGAGCUGCACGAGCGCAAGCGGACCACCGACGCCCACUACCUGGCCAAGAUCCAGGCCUCGGGCGCACAUCGCCGCGAGCUCGCCACGGCCCCGCCGCGCCCCGUCGACGUCCUGACGGCCACGUCCCUGUCCAAGGGCGUCCGCGACUUCCUCGCCGACGCCCUGCCCGCCUCGUCGCGCACCGUCAACACCCCCAAGCGCCGCGAGGCCUACCAGCGUCGUGUCGCCCGCGUCCAGAAGGUGCGCACCUCGCGCCUGCACGACCUGUACAUCAACGCCCGCGAGUUCAUCGUCGACGAGCAGCAGCUGGACGACGCCAUCGAGAAGGUCUUUGGUACCGACGACGCCCCCAUCGGCUGGGACGUCAAGGGCAACAUGGGCCCCAGGACAGAGGGCAAGGAGGGCCUGAGUCCGUGGCACGGGCCCAUGCCAGAGGGCGUUGGCGAGAUGCUGCAGAAGCUCAAGGGCGGGGAGGGUGUUGGCCUGGCCAAGGAGAGAGUCAAGCGCGUCGCCGAGGAGCUUACUGGCGGCAAGAUGUAG